Molecule: messenger RNA, 510 nt
Organism: Budorcas taxicolor (takin)
Lineage: Eukaryota; Metazoa; Chordata; Mammalia; Artiodactyla; Bovidae
Gene: CFAP68
Product: cilia and flagella associated protein 68
Exons: 4
Coding region: 1-510 (169 amino acids)
Cellular component (GO): nucleus
Source: RefSeq, a predicted model, not a curated record
AUGACUGCAACCGAUUAUCAUUGUUAUUCGGAGUUUUUCCAGAGACAGGUCCUCGCCUGUUUCCUUACAAACCCGCACUAUGGCAGCCUCAUUAAUGCAGAUGGCCAUGCUGAAGUGUGGACGGACUGGAAUAAUAUGUCCAAGUUUUUCCAGUAUGGAUGGAGAUGCAACACUAAUGAAGAUGCCUAUUCAAACCGUACCCUGAUGGGCAACUGGAACCAGGAAAGAUAUGACCUAAAGAAUAUCGUGCAGCCAAAACCCUUGCCUUCCCAGUUUGGACACUACUUUGAAACAACAUAUGAUACAAGCUACAACAACAGAAGGCCACUUUCAACCCAUAGGUUUAAGCGAGAGCCUCACUGGUUCCCAGGACAUCAACCUGAGCUGGUUCCUCCUCCAUACAAAUGCACAGAAAAGUCAACUUACAUGAGUAGUUAUUCAAAGCCUCAAACUGAUCAUCACUCUGUGUGUGUGUGGAAUCCUAGUAACUGCCGGUUUCAGAGUCCAUGA